AUCCAAGCAAAGCAGGAUCUUGUAUUCGUUUUUUGAUACCGUGAGGUCCUUAUCGCUAACAUCUGUGUCCUUAUCGCGAAUCCGAACGACAUGCUGAUCACAAGGUGGACCGGCGUCCUUUUCCGGCCAGCGACCGGUCUUUUUCGGUUCGAUCGUUCUCCACCUUCCGCCUCGAAACGCACGAUAUCCUGUUCGUCCUGCGUCCGAUCAACAGUCAACUCUCCGCCUGAUGGAUCCCAACAGAAACCGUACUCCUUCGAACCUCUUUCGGGCCGUGCUCUGGUCCGGGUUCACGGCGAGGACUCCGUGAGCUUCCUCCAGGGACUGAUGACGAACGAUAUGCGGCACUUCGAGCACAGCCGAGCGAUCUAUACCAUGUUUUUGCGGGUGAAUGGACGUGUGUUCUGCGAUGCGCUCGUCUACCGACAUCCAGAAGCCAAGGGAAAUGACGACUUUCUACUCGAAUGCGAUCGGCCGGCUGCGUCCCGGUUGGAGAAACACCUGAAGCUGUACCGUUUGCGGAAGAAGGUCCAGGUGCUGCUGGACGAAACAUACCACACCUGGGUUGCGUACAGAGCACAGGCUGAUCCAGAAGCAAAGGCAUUACCGGUAGAUGAAAGGAAAGGGCAUACCGAUCCCCAUCUGUUCAAGGAUCCACGACUUCCAAGACUCGGCUACCGUGUCCUAAUGGGUAGUAACGGUGAUCAGACGGAAAAAUUAGAUCGAUUACUUGAAACGUUCCCGGGCGAGAUUACCACCGUGCCGCGGUACGUGCCGUUCCGUUACACGUUGGGCGUCGGCGAAGGAGAACUCAAUCUACCGGAUGGGAAAGCAUUUCCGCUCGAGAGCAACUGUGAUUGGCUGCACGGUGUAAGCUUCCACAAGGGUUGCUACAUCGGCCAGGAACUAACAGCCCGUACCUACCACACCGGAGUGACGCGAAAACGUCUCAUGCCGCUACAGUUCGAGGGGCUACCCCUGGAGGACGUACCGAUAGAUGUGUUACGCGAGGCGGAUAUUAAAAAUCAGACAGGAGCAUCCGUUGGAAAGCUACGGGGAUAUUCCGCCGGCCAAGGGCUUGGAUUGUUGCGUAUCGAGAAGGUGCUGCCGGCGGGAGGACCUUUAACGCUAUCCGUACCCGGCAUCACACACAGUAUCGUGUGCCACACCAUCAGACCGUUCUGGUGGCCUAACGAAACAAACACACGCUCCUAG
Molecule: messenger RNA, 1215 nt
Organism: Anopheles darlingi
Lineage: Eukaryota; Metazoa; Arthropoda; Insecta; Diptera; Culicidae
Product: putative transferase CAF17 homolog, mitochondrial
Exons: 2
Coding region: 91-1215 (374 amino acids)
Cellular component (GO): mitochondrial matrix
Molecular function (GO): protein binding
Source: RefSeq, a predicted model, not a curated record